AUGAAGAUCCCAACCCUCACUUCACUGGCAGUGUUUACACUGGUCAACGGCCAAAUCACUUCCUGGGGAAACGGCACCGUGACAUGCCUCAAGCCUGGCGGUUCGUUCUGCCUUGGCGAUUCCCUGGCAACCGACUACAUCGUCAAGUGCGACGACAAGGGAGUUGCUCAGGUGUCGUCUUGCUGUGAUAUUCUCGCCGCCAAAUUCCCCCUCGACGCUCCCGGCACUUGCUGGCAGACUUCCCCUAGCAGCGGAGACGCUGUUUGUGAAAAGAACUGCAUUGCCUACUGUGAAAGCGAUACCUUUGUUCUGCCCACCCAGCAGUGUACACCUUCGACCACCCAGAAUCCAUCGGGAGCCGCCACCCCUUGCCCCCCAGGUGUCGCUACCACCCCGCUUGCUCCUGGCGAGCCUCAAGUCACGGCUCCUGGAAUUCCAGGCGAGCCCACUGCUCCGGGAAUCCCCGGUGUGCCCACCGAUGCCCCUCCCGUUGCCCCUGGUCAGCCUGACGUUCCGGCCACCCCGGUUCCUGGUCAACCUGACGUCUCGGCUACUCCAGUUCCUGGACAGCCUCCGAUCCCUCCACCAGCCGGUUCCGGCCCGCCCCUAGUUGAGCCUUCGGUCACUCCGACUGCGCCAACUGCCAGUGUCCCAGGCGGCGGAGUCCCCGCAGGUACAGCCACAGGUCCAGGCGGCGUACCGCCUCCCAUCGCUACACCCCCUCCUGAGGGAACCGAGCCCCCAAUGGUCCCAACUGCGGGUGCUCCAGUUGUUGAGCAAGCUGGUGUAGCUAUGGCCAUUGUCGGUUUGGCAGCUGUCUAUCUCCUUUGA
This is a messenger RNA of Pyricularia grisea, 831 nucleotides long. RefSeq lists its product as uncharacterized. The coding region runs from base 1 to 831 and encodes 276 amino acids. The record is from RefSeq and is a predicted model, not a curated record. NCBI's taxonomy places the organism in Eukaryota, Fungi, Ascomycota, Sordariomycetes, Magnaporthales, Pyriculariaceae. The transcript is spliced from 3 exons.